AUGUCCCUGCAGUUACUAGAAAUGACAGAAGCAUACUGUAAGUGGAGAAGUGAUUUCAGGGAUAUAGAACCAGUUGCUCCUUCCGGAGGACCUCAAGGACCAAACCGCCGUCCAUCACAACCACAGGGACCGCCUUGCCAGGGACCACGAUGUCAAAGACCAGGAGCACCUAACAAGCCAGUUGCUCCUUCCGGAGGACCUCAAGGACCAAACCGCCGUCCAUCACAACCACAGGGACUGUCUUGCCAGGGACCACGAUGUCAGAGACCAGGUGUACAACAGUCAGGGCAGCAACGAAGACCUUGUACAGGUAAUAACUGUAGGCAAGGGGCGGGUAGAGAAGACAGUAGUCGUGGACCCAACAGAGGGCCCAGCAGUCCGAGCAACCGUUUUAGAGGUCCCAACACACCUGGCGAGCGUUUUAGAAGGCCCAGCAAACCCAGCGCCCGUUCCAGAGGGCCUAAGUCACCUGAAAGUCGUUCCAGAGGGCAGAACAGAUACAGGUUUGGUGACCGUGAUGAUGAUCGUUAUGGCUCAAAGAAAAGAGGUGAUUACGAUCGCCGAUUCAAUGCAAAUCGGGCUAUGCGCUUUAGAAAUGGUACAAGAUUGAGUUGGAAUGUAACAUCAGGCUGCAAGGGAAGUUACAAUUGCUGUCUUGGCCUCUCCUUUGACCAAGCCACUCAGUUUUGCUGUGCUGGAGUGGUGCACAAUAUGGGAACCAACAAUGCCUGUUGUCGUGGUCAACCUUUCCAAACUGCCACCCAUAAAUGCUGUUCUGGUGCCAUCAGACUCAUCACCGACCCCGCCCCCUGCUUUCAACGAAGGCAACCCCAGAACCAACCAGGAAAUCAAAAAUGGAGUUCUUUUCAAAAUACAAUGAAACCGAGCAGCAGGGCACCUCCCAAACCUCCACUUUGCGCAGGACAAGCCUUUGAUGCUGCCACCCAGUUCUGUUGUGCAGGCAUUGUGAGAGGCACUGCAGAAAACAAUGCCUGUUGUCGAGGAAUUCCAUACAACUCGGCUUCAAGCAACUGCAUCUUUGGGGAAGUUCAACCAAAACAGCAAUAA
Lingula anatina is the source of this 1068-nucleotide messenger RNA. RefSeq lists its product as uncharacterized. The record is from RefSeq and is a predicted model, not a curated record. Lineage: Eukaryota; Metazoa; Brachiopoda; Lingulata; Lingulida; Lingulidae.